CACUCAGCAUACAACAUAAACACACUCCAACUCUAUAAAGUUAAGCCACGAGAUAUCAGAAGACAGGAAGAGUGAAUAUGGAAGCUCAACGGAUGAGGAAUGCCAUUGUUAUACCACUUGGCCUUCUCAUUGUGAUUGUCGCUGCCGCCAUGACUUAUCACUGCGAAGCUGUUAAAGACAUCUCUGAAACCUCGACUUCUCCAGAAAAAAUUCCAUCUCCUGGAGUUGGUAACGGCAGAAGCCUAGAUUGGGAUUGUUGUAAUGAAAAAGUUAAAUACUGCUGCACAUCAUCUCCAGCUCAGGCCUCUCUUGCUCAAUCCCCCUCUUCUGCAACUUCGCAUCCAGUAGACUACAAUGCUGCUACUACUCGGCCAUGAAGAAGAGAAGAGCUGGCGAUCAAACAUCAUUGGAAGACAUCAAAACCAGAAUAAGAAUAAUGAAUAAUAAUAAGUUUG
This is a messenger RNA of Linum trigynum, 455 nucleotides long. Lineage: Eukaryota; Viridiplantae; Streptophyta; Magnoliopsida; Malpighiales; Linaceae. The record is from the annotation of a GenBank genome assembly.